AUGGCGUCCUCUCCACAAUACUCGUCCUCGGCGCCCAAAGCCGACGACGAGGCGGUGUCCCACGAAGAAAUCUACGACCAGCUCCUACAGGUCGUGUCCACCUACCCGACGGCGCCCAGCGGCAUCGGCCGCCCGUACACCCACCACCCGGACGGCUGGUACGCGUUCACGCCGGCCGUCGUGAACGCCAUGGUCAUCAAGCGGCACCUCAAGGCGCGCGACACCGACGUCUUCCUCGCCACCUUUCCCAAGUCCGGCACCACCUGGCUCAAGGCGCUCCUGUUCGCGACCCUCCGCCGCACCGCGGACGGGCCAGCACUCGCGCCGCUCGCAGCCCACAGCCCCCACCAGCUCAUCCCUUUCCUGGAGGUCCAGGUCUUCAGCAACGGCCGGAUCCCCGACCUGAGCUCCCUCCCUGCGCCGCGGGUCCUGAUGACGCACAUCCCGUCCCGGUCGCUGCCGGAGUCCGUCACCGCCUCCGGCUGCAAGGUGGUGUACCUAUGCCGGGACCCCAAGGACUGCUUCGUGUCGCUCUGGCACUUCUGGAACCGGUUCACGCCGUCGCCGUGGGGCCUCGGCGAGGCGUCCCAGCAGUUCUGCGACGGCGUCUCGCUGUUCGGGCCUUUCUGGGAGCACGUGCUGGGCUACUGGCGCUGGCACGUGGAGAGGCCGGAGCAGGUGCUCUUCCUGACCUACGAGGAGCUCGCCGCCGACACGGUCGGUCAGCUGAGGCGCCUCGCUGCGUUUGUCGGCUGCCCGUUCACGGCAGAGGAGCGGGAGGCCAGGGUAGACAGGGAGAUCGUGGAGGCAUGCGCCAUGGAGAGCCUGGCGGGACUAGAGGUGAACCGGUCCGGGAAGACCGCCAUGACCGAGACGUCAGUGGCGAACAACACAUUCUUCCGGCGCGGCGUCGUUGGCGACUGGAAGAACCACCUGACGCCGGAGAUGGCGAGAAGGAUCGAUGAGAUCAGCGAGAGCAAGUUCAGAGGAACGGGGUUGGCGUUGACACCGGCAACCGCAGAACAGAACUAG
Triticum turgidum subsp. durum (durum wheat) is the source of this 1032-nucleotide messenger RNA. The record is from the annotation of a GenBank genome assembly. Lineage: Eukaryota; Viridiplantae; Streptophyta; Magnoliopsida; Poales; Poaceae.